CUUUGCUGUGUCCCAUGCAGAAGUAUCCAGAGAAGCUGUACUUCGAAGGUCUGGCAGAGCAGGUCAACCCUCCCAUUCAGCUGCACUUACAGUACCUGCCCAUCUACUUCGGUAACGUAUGUCUGCGCUUCCUUCCUGUGUUCGACAUCGUCAUCCACCGCUUCCUGGAGCUGCUGCCUGUGUCCAAGUCUCUGGAGACGCUGCUCGAUCACCUGGGGGGGCUCUACAAGUUCCAUGAUCGUCCGGUGACGUACCUGUACAACACGCUGCACUAUUACGAGAGACACCUGCGAGAUCGCACCAACCUGAAGAGGAAGCUGGUGCACGCUAUCAUGAGCUCGCUCAAGGACAACCGCACGCCUGGCUGGUGUCUCAGCGAGACGUACCUGAAGUGUGCCAUGAACCCCCGGGACGACAACGUCUGGAUCCCCGACGACACGUACUACUGCAAACUCAUCGGGCGGCUUGUGGAUAAUAUCCUUAACUGAGC
This is a messenger RNA of Sinocyclocheilus grahami, 490 nucleotides long. RefSeq names its product mediator of RNA polymerase II transcription subunit 23-like. Gene Ontology annotation, biological process: regulation of transcription by RNA polymerase II; positive regulation of gene expression. The record is from RefSeq and is a predicted model, not a curated record. The transcript has 2 exons. Lineage: Eukaryota; Metazoa; Chordata; Actinopteri; Cypriniformes; Cyprinidae. The coding region runs from base 15 to 488 and encodes 157 amino acids. Gene Ontology annotation, cellular component: mediator complex; transcription regulator complex.